GAAGGUAACAUGUCUUUGUCUGUUUUAUUUUUGUGUCUCACUCUGCCACCGUCACUUACGGGUUUACUGUUAUCGUUAACAAAGCCAGACGGCAGUAUUGACACGCCCAUGCUCGUACAACAUAUCAGCUUACUUGAACAAGCCGUAGCAAGUCUCAGGACCACAACAUCAGACCUGACAUCAGAGUUAGAUGCAACCAAGAAGAACCUGACGGCGACUCAAUCCGAGCUGCAAAUCACAAAAAGUGAUCUACAGACAACCAAGACAGAGCUUCAGAUGAGCAAAGCGUCACACAAUAACACACCGGUGGCAAGAAACAUUGCAUUCCACGUAUCAGCGCCGAACAGUGCCACGUCGGGAGUUCCACUUGUGUAUCAGUCCAUUCUCUACAAUGCUGGGUCUGCUUACAACAUCACUUCAGGGAAGUUCACAGCACCAGUCUCUGGAACGUACAUGUUCUGGACACAGCUGGACAUGAACCAGCAGCGCUCUUGGAUGUAUGUUAAAAUCAUGCAGUCAGGAUACAACACAGCCGUUUCCGUUGGCCUCGCACAGACAGGUUCGGACGUGUAUGAGUCUGACGCUACAGCUAUUGUAGUCAACCACGUGGAAAAGGGCGAGCAAGUGUGGGUGGAACCAAAUGCGUCCAAAGAUAUUGACAGUAAUGAUGGAACCUUUUUUGGUGGUGUUCUGGUGUCCGUGAAUUCAAAUUGACCUAAU
Messenger RNA from Haliotis rubra (blacklip abalone), 720 nucleotides. RefSeq names its product complement C1q tumor necrosis factor-related protein 3-like. The transcript is spliced from 2 exons. Gene Ontology annotation, molecular function: protein binding. The record is from RefSeq and is a predicted model, not a curated record. NCBI's taxonomy places the organism in Eukaryota, Metazoa, Mollusca, Gastropoda, Lepetellida, Haliotidae. Bases 10 to 714 code for a protein of 234 amino acids.